Messenger RNA from Pezoporus flaviventris, 3134 nucleotides. RefSeq names its product NEDD4 binding protein 2 like 2 (gene N4BP2L2). The record is from RefSeq and is a predicted model, not a curated record. The coding region runs from base 161 to 2071 and encodes 636 amino acids. The transcript is spliced from 6 exons. NCBI's taxonomy places the organism in Eukaryota, Metazoa, Chordata, Aves, Psittaciformes, Psittacidae. Gene Ontology annotation, cellular component: nucleus. Gene Ontology annotation, molecular function: transcription corepressor activity. Gene Ontology annotation, biological process: negative regulation of transcription by RNA polymerase II.
AACUACAAGCCCCAUAACAGCCUAAGGCUGCGGGGUGAAGGGGCGCAGGAGGUGGUGCCAUCUUGAGGGUAAGGGGCGGCCGGCACUCCUCUCCCUCGGCCUUCGGGGAGUACGUGGCUCGCCCGGGCGGCGUAAGACGGGCGGGUGGCUUGGCUUUGAGAUGCUUCAUGCUGAAAGCAGAGUAACUCUCUUGAAGUGUCAGGAUGAAAUCAUUAUUGAACCAUAUUCUAAAAAAAUGAAGUCAACAGAGGAGGCCUAUGAGAACCUCUCUGCUGAUGAUAACAAAGAUAUUCAGGAAGAAGUGGAUACUGAGACAGCAUCAUAUGACUCGAUACCACUGUAUGCCUCAGAUGACCAAGGACAAUAUGAAAUGCAGAAGCUAGAGAAAAUACCUACAGGUGUCCUGAGAACACUGAAUAAAGUGCUCCCUGAAAAUAACCUAGUUCAUUCGGAAGUUGUGCAGAAUGUAAAUCCUCAGUUUGCUUCAAUAAAUGACACUAAAGCUGAAGAAAAAGGCCCUUUUAUUACAAAUAAUGUUGGUGAAGAUAAUAUUGAAAAUAGCAUUACAUCAUUAUCAGUAAAUAGAAAUGCAUCGGAUGAAGAUUUUUUUACAAGCACAGAAUUUAUUGGACCAAUUUACAAGCCUGACAAAAGUAUCAAACAGGAUAAAUCUGGCAGUUGCAAUGAAAGCAGUGAGGGAAACCAGAAUGGAGUGCAUGAAAACAGAGCUAAAAGAAAGGAGGCAAAGAAGACACAGACUAUUACUUCUGCUGUACCAGAAAUAGAUGAUGAACUGGACCAGUUCUAUAAAGAAAUUUACCAGCUGGAAAGUGAAAAUUUAGAUACCAGUUUUCAGGAAAAAGAAACUGAAACUUCUCAGGAGCAAUGCACUCCAUAUGACUGUAGUCAGAUGUCACAAGAGGAUUGUCAAUGCAUGUUGUUGGGCAGCCCACAGCCAUAUUACGAGAAUGGACAGUGUUUCUUUGAAGAACAGAGUAGUGGGAAAACAAGCCAUGAGCAGCAGUUUGUCAUGGAAACAAGUGGCUGGAAAACUGAAAAUACCUUUGAUAGAGAAGAGGAUUGUAAAUAUUGGAACUACUCAGUGCCUGAAUUCAGACCUGCUUGGCAGUCAGCAGAGUCUUUCAUAAUACCUCAGGGACCUUUUCCUCCUAGAUUCAACCAUCAGUCGCAUUUUCAGGUACUUCAUUCCCCACCACAAAAAACUGAUGUUCUCCCUUCUCAGAAUGGUAACCUUUCUUACAAAAAUUACUAUGAUUACCAUGGAAAUAGUGAUAAUAACAGUCAUGGUUCAUUGCUUGAGCAAAGUAUCAACAAUGCAGGUCAUGCUGAUACCUGUACUACUCAGGUCUUCAGAAAUGUAAAUAAUGACCAGAAUGGACUCCAAAAUAAUGGUUUCUGUGAAACCAGAGGAGCGUGUUGGAAGGAUCCAAAAGCUGCCAAUACAGGAGGAAUGCACAGUUUUUCUUCUUUGCGGUUAACUGAAGAAAGAUCUAGCUGUUCACAGAAAUUGCUGCUCAUCUUAAGAGGCCUGCCUGGUUCAGGGAAAACAACACUUUCUCAUGUUCUGCUUGGUCAAAGUCAUGAUGGCAUUGUGUUCAGCACCGAUGAUUAUUUUCGUCAACAAGAUGGAUAUACAUAUAAUGCUGCUCAGCUUGGUGAUGCCCAUAACUGGAACCAGAAGAGAGCAAAGCAAGCAAUGGAGCAGGGAAAAUCUCCAGUUAUAAUAGACAACACUAAUACUCAAGCCUGGGAAAUGAAGCCAUAUGUGGAAGUGGCUCUAGAAAAGGGAUACAGAGUGGAGUUCCAUGAGCCAGAUACUUGGUGGAAGUUUGAUCCUGAAGAAUUAGAAAAGAGGAAUAAACAUGGGGUCACUCGUGAGAAGAUUGCUCAGAUGUUGGAACGAUAUGAAUAUCAAAUAUCCAUACCUAUUGUCAUGAAUUCAGUGGUACCUCCCCACAAAAACACUCAAAGGCCACCUCUGCAACGAAGACAUAGGUGGGGAGGCAAUACAGACUUACGGAAUUCUUUCAGUAUUUCCAGUAGCCGAUAACAGUUGCAGUCAGUUAAUAAAAAUCUGUUACUUGCCCUUCUAAAACACAUCAUCACCUCCAGUAAAGUAGUGGAUCUUCUGUGUUUUAAAUAGGCCUCUUUCGAGACUAUUUUCAUCUGGAGGUUGCUCCUUUAAUGGACUUGUGUGUAAAUAAAAUUGUACAUUUAAUGGUGUUUUUUUUUCAAACUAUAUUUAUUACAGUUGUAAGAACUUUGAUUUUGGUAAAAUAUUUAAUACAGUAUGACAUAUAGCAGUCUUCCUUCAUAAACCAAAGACAAUGAUGUUGUCAUACGUAAAGUAACUGUUGAGCAGUGUUUUUAAAGAGGUCAUAUUGGAGAUCUUCUUUUAAAAGAUAAAUAAAGCCCCAGAAGAGGAGAUGAUUUAUGUAAUAACCUGUUUUAAUGAUUGUCAUCUAGUCUUCUUUUAGGAGACGUUUUUGAAAACAGUUUUGUCCUGGAGUGUUCUUUUGUUCUCUUUUGCAUGUAUUACCAGUCGUCAUCAUUCUGGCAUGUAUUUUCUCUUCAGUUGUGGUAUUUGGUUUGGUUUGUUUUUUUUUUUUGUCUUAGAAGCUUAUCUGGCAACUGAAGCAGUAUUUGCCAGUACAGUAUUUGCCAGCCUUAAACUGUACAAACUGAACUACUUUUUUAUUUGUUCUCAGUGGUAGUUUAUAAACUGUGAUGGUAGUUGCACACCAACUUCUUUGUGCUGACUAAAACCCUCUAAAUUUUAGCACUAAACACCCAAAAUUUCACAGAUACAUUUUCUAAGUCAAAUUAUUUUAUUUAUAAUAAAAAUGAAGUAUUAAAGCAGUAGGCUGUCAAGUCCCAGUCCACAGUUGAAAUGCAUCAAUUCAAUAUAAAUGGUGCAUAUAAUUCUGUAAAACCAGUUAUGUUCCCAGUUUCGGCAUAGCCAAUGUAAUCUGAUGAGCACAUAACAAAGAAUAAGCCAGCAUGGAGAUAGACUAAUUUACUUCCCUUUUUCUCUUAAAAUAAUGACUUUGUAAGUUUUCACUUUGCUUGCUUUCUAACAGCCUGUUGUAUUAAUAAAUCAUUUUUCUCCUCUA